AGUUGAGUUAUGUAUCAUUUUUGUUUUAAGGGAGUUACUUAAGUAUGUUACAGAAUUUGGACCCAAAAAAGUCAUUUUCGAUCAGUAGAAAAAAGUAUCCAAAACUAAUCGAUCAACGCCGCUGGGAUGUCCAACUUUUUCUCCAAGGCGGAGGUGACAAGCAGCGGCCGCCCUGUCCUCCCCCGCAACGAAGUCGAAUGCCACCUUCUCUCCGCCGUCGACCUCGAACCUGAAGACCACCGUCACUUCUCGCUCUUAAAAUCGGGUCUCCUCAUCCUCACCACCCACCGCCUCAUCUGGCUACCUUCUUCUUCCGCCUCCACCCCUACUUCCGCCUCAGCCAUCCCUCUUGCUGCCAUUUCCCACAUCUUCUCUUCCAAAAAAUCUCUCAAGUCCGUCUUCCACUCCCCUAGGAUCCGCUUCCAAGUCCUCGUCUCGUCCGAUGGUCGGGUCUUCGAUCCAGGUUCCGGGUCUGGUUCCAGUUCAGGUUCGGGCUCGAGAUCAGUCGUAGUAACGGCAGUGAUUAGAGGGAAGGGGGACUGUGAUGGGUUUUUGGUGAAGUUUUGGGACAGUUGGCGGGCGAGAGCUUGGGAGACUACUGAGAUUUCAGGUUCCGGCUCAGCUUCGGCUUCGGGUUCAGGGGCAGCCACAGGAACCGGUGGAGGGUUGUACUCGAGUGAUGGGUCGGUGAGGAUGGUUGGGGUGGCGGGUAUUUUAAGGAAGGAGCAAGAAAUGUGGGAGAGUACUGAUAAGAGUUUGCAGGAUGCUUUUCAGGACUUAAAUGCUCUCAUGAGUAAAGCUAAAGAGAUGGUGAUGCUAGCAGAAAAAAUGAGACAAAAGCUUUUGUUCGGAACGAGUUCUCAAACAAGUGGAACAAAUGAUGAGGAUAUGGGUUCAAAGGAAGAGAUGCAAGAUUGGUUGUUGAGUGUUGGCAUAAUAUCCCCAGUCACUAAAGAGUCUGCAGGUGCCCUGUACCAUCAACAAUUGUCCCGUCAGCUGGCAGAUUUUGUGAGAAUUCCACUGGAGAGAGCAGGUGGAAUGAUCAACCUUAUAGAUGCCUAUUGUCUCUUCAAUCGUGCUCGUGGCACAGAAUUGAUCUCUCCAGAUGAUAUGUUGCAAGCGUGUUCUUUGUGGGAGAAAUUUGAUGUUCCAGUGAUGCUUAGGAAGUUUGAUAGCGGAGUUAUGGUGAUCCAAAACAAGUCCCACAGUGAUGAGGAGGUUUUUGCUAGAAUCAAAAGCCUUGUGACUAAGCCUGAAGCGCUUCGAACUGGCAUAAGUCCAACUGAUGCUGCAAUGACAUUAGGGAUUGCUCCAGCCAUGGCCAAGGAGCAUCUUCUAACUGCAGAGAGCAAAGGUUUGCUAUGCAGGGAUAUAAGCCCCGAUGGCUUUCGGUUUUAUAUUAACCUGUUUCCUGAAAUCGACCCAUGUAAUAUGUAUUUUGUGAAGGAUUAUGGGAUCUGCAGUACUUGGAUCAAAGCAGUUUCUACUACCGGUUGAGAUAAAUGCAUAUGGCUUUAGAUUUACAGAAUCAUGAUCUCAUACCACUCCCGUGUGAUCUAUUAUGAUAAUGGCAACAGCAACAUGAAGGAAACCUGUAAGGGUCGGAAUUUGAACUUUUUGAUUGUUUAAUUGUUGAAUUGUAACAAAAGGGUAAACUGAUUGGUCCUUCAAUUAAAGAUUGCAAUACGGAUAAUAUAUACAGAGUUCAUUGGGUGUAGAGAGAUAUCGAUAAUAUAUGCAUGUUUUUACACGUUUAUGUAAUAAUCUUGUCAAGGUAUUCAAUUGAGUUAUAUUUCUAUAGUUUCAGUCUGUUUUAAGAUAAAAA
Molecule: messenger RNA, 1825 nt
Organism: Gossypium arboreum
Lineage: Eukaryota; Viridiplantae; Streptophyta; Magnoliopsida; Malvales; Malvaceae
Product: vacuolar protein sorting-associated protein 36
Exons: 9
Coding region: 127-1497 (456 amino acids)
Biological process (GO): protein transport to vacuole involved in ubiquitin-dependent protein catabolic process via the multivesicular body sorting pathway
Cellular component (GO): late endosome membrane; ESCRT II complex
Molecular function (GO): ubiquitin binding; phosphatidylinositol-3-phosphate binding
Source: RefSeq, a predicted model, not a curated record